CCUAACACUGAAAAAAACUACAUAUCGUACUUCUGAGAAGUACAUUCCACUGACAAUGCCUCGCUUUUCAAAAUGUUAUGAAAGCCGCCGGGUAGACAAGUGAGAGAAACAGGCCACCAAGGAAACAACAAUAGCUAAAACUUUCACAUUAGCCAUAGCUUUUUACAGGGGCAAGUUAAUAACGACCAAACAUCUUUAGAAAACAUGAUUUUGGUUCAAUGGCAGGACGAUCUGACAACACAUGUAAGGGACUAAAUGAAAGGCGCAUAAUACGUGAAUAAUGUAUUUGUUUUAGUGGCUAUUACCUGCCUCCAUCCUUCGGCUGUCAUUGGUGUUAAAAGGCAGGAUACACGCAUAGUGUAACCUAUUGGAUAAUGUAGUUUAAAUGCGUUUGUGAUUCGUGACAACUAAUAACAUUUGAAAACAUUAUAAACUACAUCUACCAAAAUGUAUUGUUCAUAACGAAUCAACGUGAGAGUUCCCAGACUGCAAAACAUUACUUGACAGUCUGGUUUUUGUAGUUUUUUCACCCAAUUAAAAAAAUGGUUAUGGACAUACUUAGAUAUGGCUAAUUCCGAUAUGAAAAAUAUUCAUUUUCAUUGUCUCAAUUAUUAAAUGCGUGCCCGUUGCUUUAAAACAUAAUACCUAUUUUAUUUUUUGCGUGCGUUUAGGCUACAAUGUAUAUAUAUAUCAGUCAAAAACGUUCAUGCCCUGUGCCAGAAUGUGGCAGUGUAAGAGAGGAUCAAAAUCGUAGUGUUAUCUAUCACGGGUCAAUUGUGACGGACUGAUCUACAAAUAAUAAUGAGUAGUUAGUUACGAUGCAGUGUUCUUUGUAGAUCAGUCAGUCGGCAGUCUUCUGCAAUGUCGAACAUGCUCCAUUAUCAUUGAAGCAAGCUGCUUUGACAACAUUAGCUACAUUGUUGCCAGUGGCAGUAGCCUUACUGUACAUGACGCCCCUAGUGGCCUAUCUCUCUAGCUAGCGUGAACCACAAUAGCAAGCAGUUUGAUAAAAAAAUCAUCCUUUUGAUACGUAAUUUUAUUGUUAAUCCAAAUAAGGAUAUAAAAUAUAGUCAUGAAUCUUCGGGGAUUCUUUCAAGACUUCAAUCCCAGUAAAUUUCUCAUCUAUGCCUGUCUGUUGCUGUUCUCUGUUCUACUGUCCUUGCGUCUGGAUGGCAUCAUCCAUUGGAGCUAUUGGGCUGUGUUUGCCCCCAUUUGGCUAUGGAAGCUAAUGGUUAUCAUCGGUGCCUCAGUUGGCACAGGCGUCUGGUCCCAUAACCCACAGUACAGGGCUGAGGGUGAAACCUGUGUGGAGUUCAAGGCCAUGCUGAUAGCGGUUGGGAUCCACCUACUCCUGCUCACCUUUGAGGUUCUGGUGUGUGACCGUGUGGCGAGGGGCACCCACUUCUGGCUGCUGGUCUUCAUGCCCCUCUUCUUCGUCUCGCCUGUCUCUGUUGCAGCAUGUGUGUGGGGCUUCCGCCAUGAUCGCUCUCUAGAGUUGGAGAUCUUGUGCUCGGUCAAUAUUCUCCAGUUUAUCUUCAUUGCCCUGCGACUGGAUAAAAUCAUCAGUUGGCCAUGGCUGGUCGUCUGUGUGCCACUGUGGAUCCUCAUGUCCUUCCUGUGCCUUGUGGUGCUCUACUACAUGGUGUGGUCAGUGCUCUUUCUGCGGUCUAUGGACGUAAUCGCAGAGCAACGGCGCACUCACAUCACCAUGGCGAUAAGCUGGAUGACAAUCGUUGUACCCUUGCUCACUUUUGAGAUCCUGUUGGUCCAUAAAUUGGAUGGCCACUACAGCUCCAGCUAUGUGUCAGUUUUCGUGCCUCUCUGGGUAUCCCUGGUGACUCUGAUGUUCACAACCUUUGGCCAAAAAGGAGGCAACCACUGGUGGUUUGGCAUCCGAAAAGAUUUCUGCCAGUUUCUUCUUGAGCUCUUUCCCUUCCUGCGGGAGUAUGGGAACGUUUCUUAUGACCUGCACCACGAGGACCCUGAGGUGUGCGAGGAGAUGCCUGCACACGACCCGCCAAAAAUAGCCCCGAUGUUCAGCAAAAAAAAUGGUGUGGUGAUCACACAGAGCCCAGGGAAGUACUUUGUGCCUCCUCCAAAACUGUGCAUUGACAUGCCUGACUAAAUUAAAGCUUUGCAACAACUGCUCUAGGGAUUUGAUGGACUUCACAUGCACCAGACAGCUGGAUAAGUAUUUUUUACAACCACAUAUCUAUUUUUUAUGGAAAUGGAAUGUUCUAGAAGGUUAAGUAGACACUUACCCCAAACGGCGAAUCACUCCCUCAAUAUUGUUGUGCAGUAUGGGUGCCCUGAAACAUGAACAAAGGCUCCAAAAACACCCAAAUAUGGCCUUUUAGAAACGGCAUAUAACAUUGUGGAUAAAGUUCGGGAUAAUGCGAUUUCUUGUGUACAUAUCUAAAUACCUGCGUCACUAUACUGAGAGCUUUACCGUUUCUAAAGUAACCUAUUUUGGUGUUUUUGGAGCAUUCAAGUUUUUUUCUGGGCCCCCAUAUUGCACAACGAGGAUGAGGAAGUGAUUUGCUGUUUGUGAUAAGUUUCUCAAAAACCAGUAAAGUCACAAAUAAAAAGGUAGCUGGACCGUUCUAUAACAUGCCAUUUACAUCAGAAAUAGAGAUUUGAUUGUAAAAAACAAACAACUUCUCCUUUAAAGAAGAGGCAGAAGAGCAUAGCUUUCCAUGUAAGUCACUCCAAGUGAGUGAUGGGACCGGAAUUUGGACAUGUUUUUUUCUGAAAACAAAAAUCCAUGGCAGAGUAUGUGGAACAAAAAGCACUCUUAUAUCAACGUGUGUUUUUCCAUUGUGUUGGCAGUGGAAAUAAUUAGUUCCUUUUCAUUGAUUUUAUGUGAUAUACUGUAUAGUACUUUCUAUUUUCCUUGUGAUGUUCUGGCCGCCAACAAAAUAUCUCCAAAGCGUUCAUCCUCUUUUAUAAUUCAGAUAUCUUUCACCUUAUUCCAGUUGAAGAUACAUUUUGUUGUAUGUUUGUCACAUUACCCAAACCCUGAUUUAUUUUUAUUUUUUUGUAUCAAAGCUCAAAUACUAUAUGUUAAGAUGACAACACGAUCAUGUUUAUUAGUCUAACCUUUUUAAACCUAAGAUUAGCUUGCUACUUGGGUAUAUUUGCUUUUGUUUAUUCAAUUAUUUAACUUCUCUAUUGUGAGGAACAUUUGUUGUAAUAUAAUAGCGUGUGUAUAUAUAGUAUUGUUCCCGAACACCCAUUUUUGUGUUUGGAUGGUUUGGUUUUGAUUUCAUAGGGUAUUUUCCUGAAUUAAGACCCUGAUCUAUGUCCACUUAAUUGUAUUAAGGUUUACAACCUUGUUCCUCUAGUGGCCCUUUGCACUAAGUGUAUAAAAACAUUAGGAACACCUGCUCUUUCCACAACAUAGCUUUCACCUGGAUAGUCUAUGAUCCCUUAUUGAUGUCACUUGUUAAAUCCACUUUAAAUCAGUGUAGAUGAAGGGGACUGGUUAAAG
Molecule: messenger RNA, 3490 nt
Organism: Oncorhynchus gorbuscha (pink salmon)
Lineage: Eukaryota; Metazoa; Chordata; Actinopteri; Salmoniformes; Salmonidae
Product: transmembrane protein 185-like
Exons: 7
Coding region: 1073-2125 (350 amino acids)
Source: RefSeq, a predicted model, not a curated record